AUGAGCACUCCCUGGUCCCCCGACUCGUGGCGCGCCAAGCCCGUCGGCCAGACGGUCGAGUACCCGAGCCCUACGCCCUCCUCCUCGUCCUCCUCCUCGGCGGAACGGGAUCCCGACCCGGUCCUCUUCAAGCGCAAGCAGGGCCUCGAGGCGGUGGCGGGCAAGCUUCAGACGCUCCCUCCUCUCGUGUCUGCAGUCGAGAUCGAGCGCUUGAAGCUCAACCUCGCCAAUGUCGCCAACGGCAAGGCGUUCCUGCUCCAAGGCGGCGACUGCGCCGAGCUGUUCGACUACUGCACGAGCGAGAAGAUCGAGCACCGCCUGUCGCUCUUGCUCUCGAUGAGCCUCAUCCUCAUUUGGGGCAUGAAGCUGCCGGUCGUCCGCGUCGCCCGCAUGGGUGGCCAGUACGCCAAGCCUCGCUCGAGCCAGACCGAGGUCGUCGACGGCAAGACGAUCAACUCGUUCCGCGGCCACAACGUCAACGGCAUCGACCCCGACGACCGCCUGCCCGACCCGGAGCGCCUCCUGUCGGCCUACUUCCACUCGGCGGCGACCGUCAACCACGUCCGGUCGCUCCUCGCGUCGGGCUUUGCGUCGCUCCCGACCUCGGCGCACCAGUCCGUCCCGUGGUCGCUCCCGCUCGCGCACGUGCGCUCGCCCGAGCUCCUCAAGAGCUACGAGGAGAUCGUCGCCAACCUGAGCGGCGCCCUCGAGUUCAUGAGCGUCAUCGGCGUCGACCGCUCGGCGACGACCAACUCGGCGGCGGCCGCGCUCGAGUCGGCCGACAUCUUCAUGAGCCACGAGGCCCUCAUGCUCGAGUACGAGUCGGCCCUGACGCGCAAGCUGCGCGUGCCGGCGUUCGCGGCCAAGACCAAGGACGAGGAAGGGUGGUACUGCACGAGCGCGCACACGGUCUGGAUCGGCGACCGCACGAGGGCGCUCGACGGCGCGCACGUCGAGUUCUUCCGCGGCCUGCGCAACCCGGUCGGGAUCAAGGUCGGCCCGUCGAUGGAGCCUGACGAGCUCGUUCGCCUGCUCGGCAUCGUCGACCCGAACAAGGAGCCGGGCAAGGUCACCCUCAUCAGCCGGUACGGCGCAGAGCUUGUCGAGAAGAAGCUCCCGGCGCACAUCUCGGCGGUCCUGCAGUCGGGCCACAAGCCCAUCUUCGCGUCGGACCCGAUGCACGGCAACACGCGCACGUCGUCGGCGUUCCCGGGCGUCAAGACGCGCCACAUGCACGACAUUGUGUCCGAGAUCAGCGCGUCGCUGCGCAUCCACGCCUCGAUGGGCUCGCGCCUCGGCGGCGUCCACCUCGAGUUGACGGGCGACAUCACCGAGGACGGCCUGAGCGUCACCGAGUGCCUCGGCGGCAGCAUGCGGCUCGAGGAGGAGGAGCUCGGGCUCAGGUUCGAGAGCUACUGCGACCCUCGUCUCAACUUCGAGCAGGCCCUCGACAUCGCCUUCCUUCUCUCGCAGUCGGCCGGCAGCCGCGGCAGGGUCGACUCGCGUAUCCUCGAGGAGCUCGUGAGCCCGAGUCGCCCGGCGAGCACCGACAGCCGCCAGGCCCCGCCUGCGCAAGGACAGUAG
Rhodotorula graminis WP1 is the source of this 1584-nucleotide messenger RNA. RefSeq lists its product as uncharacterized. The coding region runs from base 1 to 1584 and encodes 527 amino acids. The transcript is spliced from 9 exons. NCBI's taxonomy places the organism in Eukaryota, Fungi, Basidiomycota, Microbotryomycetes, Sporidiobolales, Sporidiobolaceae. Gene Ontology annotation, molecular function: 3-deoxy-7-phosphoheptulonate synthase activity. Gene Ontology annotation, biological process: aromatic amino acid biosynthetic process. The record is from RefSeq and is a predicted model, not a curated record.